UGUCAAAACGAGGAAACGCAAAAAUUCGACAAAUAAAAAGCCAGAUGUCGUAAACACCGAGGCCUUGUCUGCGCACCACGUCCACCCGACUUCUGGUAAAGUCAACCUGCUCAGCGGAGAGCUGGCCUGCAAAGCUAAACCCGUAAACUUUGAAACCAAGGAAAAAGAAAAACCGACUGUUGUCGAGGGGGACGAGCCAAGGGUCAAGGACAUGGAUCUGGAACUCACCGGCCUGCCUCUAUGUGUGAACAAAGGAAACCUGAAAGGGUUUUCUGAGAAGGCAAAAGGUAUUCAAACGGAGGGAAGGGGGAUUCUGAGAGAGCUGAAAGGCUACGCCAAUGAAAUGAGAAGUAUUUUCUCUAAAACAAGGAGCAAAAGACC
Molecule: messenger RNA, 381 nt
Organism: Lymnaea stagnalis (great pond snail)
Lineage: Eukaryota; Metazoa; Mollusca; Gastropoda; Lymnaeidae
Source: the annotation of a GenBank genome assembly